This is a messenger RNA of Moesziomyces aphidis, 1389 nucleotides long. The record is from the annotation of a GenBank genome assembly. Lineage: Eukaryota; Fungi; Basidiomycota; Ustilaginomycetes; Ustilaginales; Ustilaginaceae.
AUGGCCGAGGCAGUAGGGUCAACAUCGGCGGCGGGGAGUGCGCGCAAGAGGGUGCGCAAGCGCUCGCGCAAGUCCAAAUCCAAUACUGCCGCGAAUGACGACUCGGACGCGGAAUCGCUCGACACACCGCACCACCCCUCCGCACCAGUCAAGACCGCUCCUGCCGAGCCUGCACGGGCUGCUGCGGCAAGUGUACCUGCCCCUGCGCCCGCAUCUGCAGCUCCAUCCAAGGCGGUGACAAAGGUGGCAGAGGUGAACCCGCACAAGCCAUCGUUCAUCACGCGGCCGACCGCGCCGGGUGGGCGGCGGUAUACGGUGUCGGUCGCCAUCCCGGGCUCGAUCGUAGUCAACGCGCAGUCGCCCGAGCUGCAAAGCCGGCUGGCGGCGCACAUUGCGCGCGCGUGUGCGAUAUUCAACGUGGACGAGAUUGUUGUAUUCGACGAAGGCGAUGUGCGCUCCAUCGACCCGGACGCCCAUUCUCAGCAGCGCCCACCCGCGCGCGGCAGUAAACGACGCUGGAGCGAGCCACAGUCCGCCGCAGCCAACGAGGGCGAGGGCGAAGAGCAGCAAGAAGAGUCCGACAACAAGGGUUUCGAUCCACAGACGUUCCUGGCGCGCGUGUUGCAGUACCUCGAGACGCCGCAGUAUCUGCGAAAGGCGCUGUUCCCCAUGCACCGCGACUUGAGGCUGGCGGGUUUGAUGCCGCCGCUCGACUGUCCGCACCACCUGCGCUUCGAGGACGAGUGCGAGUAUCGCGAAGGCGUCACCGUCGAUCCUCCCCACUGGGCUCGCGGCAGGGGUCAAGGCGUAUACGUCAACAUUGGACUUCGUGAUCCGAUCCAAGCCACUCUCCCCGGUGGCGUGCCUGCACGUGUCGAGACCGGCACCAGGGUGACGAUCAAAAUGCCCUACAGCGCGCACGAGGCCGGCGAGAUCGUCUCUCCGCGCGAACCCGUCGAGAAGCUCGGUUGGUACUGGGGCUACACUGUGCGCCUCGCACCGUCGCUCUCGGCCGUGCUGACCGACUGCCCCUUUGGCAGCGAGUACGAUCUGGUCAUCGGAACAUCGGAGCGCGGAGUUUCGCUGACUGACCUCGCGCUGGCCACGAGCCAGGCCACACCCGUCGCCACCCCGGAAGGUCAGACGGUGCAGCCGCUGGCCCAGCCCCAGCAUGCGCUCAUCGUCUUUGGCGGUCUCAGCGGUCUGGAGCUCGCAGUGGAGGCAGAUGCAGGCAUUCAGCUCGACAGGAACAAUGCCGCCGAGCUGUUUGAUGCCUGGGUCAACGUCGUGGACAACCAGGGGUCCAGGACGGUCAGGUCGGAAGAGGCGAUCAUGAUCGCACUCGCGCGUGUCAAGCCCAUCCUGGACCACCUCGCCGCCGCAAAGUAG